Molecule: messenger RNA, 1068 nt
Organism: Metarhizium album ARSEF 1941
Lineage: Eukaryota; Fungi; Ascomycota; Sordariomycetes; Hypocreales; Clavicipitaceae
Exons: 3
Coding region: 1-1068 (355 amino acids)
Source: RefSeq, a predicted model, not a curated record
AUGUGGAAAUGCACCAUCGCCGCCCUUGCGUGUGGUGUCAAGGCGACCCUGAUUCCAGCUCCCCGUACUUUUGUCCAGCGGCUGCAACCGGAGCCGUCCGGACAAGGGCCUCCUCCGACCGCGGCAGCUACUGCGCAACCCGCGUUGCUCCAACGUCGAGCUGACGCCACUUGCGGAUACAUCGACGGGCAGUACGGUGUGCUUGCAGACCCCUCCGCGUCAAGCGUGCCUCGUCGCGGCCCAGGAGCUGACUCUGGCGUAGCCGCGUGGUGCGUCAACCCCUAUUCAUGCAUUUACGACGACGCCAUCUCAGCAGCUGGCUGUUGCCGAGACGCAGCGUCGUGCACUCUCGCAACCAUGUGCUGGCCGUCUAUUUCGCCCACGCCGAGAGACACGCGUCGCACGACGUACUGCUCCGACCCGGCUUCUCCGUCGUGCCUAACACUCAUCUACAAGGACGGCCCGUGUCUGGGCUGUACCUGGUUUCAGUGCGACACGGACGGCGGAAGAAUGGCCGUCCUGACGACCUCGAGCACGGGUCCGUCUGCGCCAUCGCCGCCGACGACGACGCCGCCGACAAGCACGACGCCGCCGACAAGCACGACGCCGAUUCCGCCGCCACGUCCAUCACCCCAGAGCCCAACCGGCGCAAUCGUCGGGGGAGCCGUAGGAGGGGCCGCCGCGCUGGGUUCAAUCGGGCUUUUGGCAUUCCUCUUCCAGCGUCACCGGAAGCCAAAGGGGCCGGGCCCUGAACAGGCACCGGCCUCGGCACCACAGGCCGACGACGGCAAGUGGCCGGAAUCCCGCUCCAGCAGGGCCAAGUCGGACACGGCCACCGUCGACGGCAGCCUAGGAUCGGCCUCGCCGCCGCCUCAGCAUCUAGAGGGCCUUGCCGCCGCGAGUCUGUCGGCUCCGGCGGCCACGGUCCGCCCGUGGAGCUACCCGGAGCGACAGACGGUGCCGCGCCAGCAGCUCCCAGGCCUGCAGACCCGGCAGGCGUCGCCUCCCUCAGAGAUGCCCAUCACGGGCCCAGAUCGAUCGGCCCAGGAGAUGCCGGCGAGCACGUGA